CAAUCUGGUGCGCUUCAGUUGUUAUUAUUGAGUACAAAAGUGACCAUCAUUAUGGACGCAAAUAUAUUAUUGAGUGUGUUCAUUGUAAUAUUGACAGUUGGUAUUUGCAAAACUGCUGAAUUCCCCCAUGGAAGUACUGUAGCGGAAAUUUUCGAUGGAGGCAAAAUGCAUCCUGUCAAAAUAGGCUCGUGUAAAUUAGAUGCGAGAGAUAUAAAAGAUUGGAAAAUUAUCGGACAAAAAGGCGAAAAGGGAGACACAGGCGAACAGGGCGAGCAAGGACUCGCUGGAAUGCGAGGAUUAAAAGGACCACCAGGACGAAAUGGACUACCAGGUGUAAAUGGUACAAAAGGAGAGAAGGGUGAUACUGGUCUUGAUGGGCCGAUUGGUCUGAAAGGAGAGCCGGGCAGCAUAGGCCCAUCUGGAAAUCCUGGACUGGAUGGGAAGUGCCCAGAACGUUGUCCUUACCCUUAUCCUGAACCUUCUUUGGGAAAAGGGCCUGAGGGCAAAAAUGGUAUAGGCACUGAAUACCAACCAGCUAAUAAUUUGUGUCAUACAAUUAUUGAUCCAAUAGAAGGGGGCACUAAGAGUAUUGGAGAUACAAUUUGGGUGCGACCUGAAGACAGAUUUCAAGUAAAAUGUGACAAGGUCAAUCAUAUGACGUGUCUCCCCUUAUCACCGACAACAGAACACGACAAAUACGUUGUUAAUGAAACCGAACCGUUUUGGCUAAGUAAAAGAAAUUUUGAUUUGAAGAAAUUUUAUAAUGUGUCUAUGGACCGUAUCGCUUGGUUACAAAAGAGAUCUACGCAAGUAAAGCAAGUAAUAAGAUAUCAUUGCAAAAAUUCAUACGUCAUUGACCAACCUGGGACAGCUUUAGUUUUAAAGGGUUGGAACGAUAUUACUAUAGGCCAUGAAACGACUGAUUACAGCCCCUUGACAUACGCUUUCCUAAAUGAUAAUCAUGAAUGUACGCCUGAUGCCCCCAAAACGGAAUGGAAACACUCGGAUAUUAUGAUCAAGAGCAAAAUUGCUCGCCGUCUGCCAAUUAUUGACUUUCGUAUAAAAGAUAUCCGCAAAGAGUCGCAGAGCUUCUACUUGGAACUACGUGAAUUGUGCUUUGGAUGAGUGAAAAAAUCUAGUGAAAAACUAAAAAAUAAUCAUAAUUGUGACUAAACUGUUCGAUACCCGCGUUUCGUUAUGUCUUCGUGCAGUUUGCAUAAUUAUCUUAACUAGUGUCAAGUAUUUAUUUAUCAAUAAUCUUUAAAGUUCUUCUACAUAAAA
Ostrinia furnacalis (Asian corn borer) is the source of this 1281-nucleotide messenger RNA. RefSeq names its product collagen alpha-1(II) chain-like. NCBI's taxonomy places the organism in Eukaryota, Metazoa, Arthropoda, Insecta, Lepidoptera, Crambidae. Gene Ontology annotation, molecular function: extracellular matrix structural constituent. Bases 52 to 1125 code for a protein of 357 amino acids. The record is from RefSeq and is a predicted model, not a curated record. The transcript is spliced from 13 exons.